CCUGAGUUUCGGUCCAGUGUCGGAAGCUGUGAGCUUUACAUGGUGCGGUGUGUGUGUGUUGGUGUGUGUUAAGUCUGCUGUGUGUGCUUUGUGCGUGUAAGUGUGUAGGUGUGUGAAGGUGUGUGAAGGUGGACGGAGAUCUUUAUUCAGAAAAGCGUUUGGAGUUUUAUUUUUAACUUCGCUGUUUCCUGCUUCCGGUUGGAGUCUCAGGGAGAUGUCUGUUCACCCUCGGCGUGUGCGGCUGAAGCCGUGGCUCGUUGCUCAGGUGGAUAAUGGGACGUUUCCGGGUCUUGUGUGGCUCGACCGUGAAGCGAAACGCUUCCAGAUCCCGUGGAAACACGCAACACGUCACACCGCUCAACAGGAGGAGGAGAAUACCCUCUUCAAGGCUUGGGCUGUAGAGACUGGGAAGUUUCAGGAAGGUGUAGAUGAACCGGACCCUGCAAAGUGGAAAGCUCAGUUACGCUGCGCGCUCAACAAGAGCCGUGAGUUUAACCUCAUCUACGAUGGAACAAAAGAAGUUCCCAUGAACCCCCUGAAGAUCUAUGAUGUGUGUGACAUCCCCGUCCCUCUCAUUAACCCCGGUUCCACAGGUUCUGCUCCUGCAUACGACUCUGAUGGUGAAGAUGAUGAUGUUCCUGAUACACCAGAACCUCCACCACCUCCGUAUCACCCACCAGUGGGUGGGUCGCCUCUGGCCCCACCUGUGUGGACUUCCCCAGGCUCCACCUCCCCCCUGCAGCCCUCCCCCCUGCAGCCCUCCCCCAUGCAGCCCUCCCCCAUGCAGCCCUCCCCCAUGCAGCCCUCCCCUCAGGUGUGGCCUAAAAAAGAGCCUCAGGAUGUGGAGAUGAACACACCAGCAGCCAUGGAGAUCCAACCUGCUUCCAACAUGGACACACAACCAAUAACUGAUGUGCUGUUCACCACACCGGAGACCUGGAUCAGCUCUCUGCCCAUGACCGAUCUGGAGGUGCAGUUUUAUUACCGUGGUAAGGAGGUGUGUCCAGGGGUUACGGUCAGUAACCCACAGGGCUGUAGGCUGUUUUACGGGGACCUGGGGCCGAUGGUGAAUCAGGAGGAGCUUUUUGGACCUGUGAGCCUGGAGCAGCUGCGUUUCCCGUCCACUGAGCACAUCACUAACGAUAAACAACGUCUCUUCACCAACCGCCUGCUCGAUGUCAUGGACCGCGGCCUCAUCCUGGAGAUCAGUGCACACGACAUCUACGCCGUGCGUCUCUGCCAGUGUAAAGUGUACUGGUCUGGCCCGUGUGGUCCAAAUGCCAACACGCCCAACCUCAUCGAGCGCCAGCGCCGAGUCAAGCUCUUCUGCCUCGAGACCUUCCUCAGCAGUGUCAUAGCUCAUCAGCGUGGUCAGUCUCCAUCUCUGCCUCAGUUUGAUAUUCACCUGUGUUUUGGUGAGGAGUGGCCUGAUGGACGUCCCAGAGAGAGAAAACUCAUCAUGGUGCAGGUGGUCCCUGUGGUGGCGAGGAUCAUCACUGAGAUGUUCAGUUCAGAUGGAACUCGCUCCUUUGACAGCUCCAGUGUGCGUCUGCAGAUUUCUGUCCCAGACAUAAAGGACAACAUCGUCACACAGCUCAAACAGCUGUACCGCCUGCUGCAGAAUCACCAGGGCAACGAGGCCUGGCCCCUCCCAUCUGCUGGCCACGCCCCCCUGUCCCACGCCUUGCAUGCGCAGUGAUGCCCAAAAUCUCUCUCACACACACACACAGAGCCAAGUUUUUCUUUGUACAUUUAUGUAGUUUAUUUGAAAUAUUACUGCUCUUAAUUUUUUGUAGCGUUGAUUGUAUUUGUGUUUAUAAAUUUGUUGUGUUUGAGGUUAUAGAUUUGGAAUGUAUGUUUAUUAAACAGAUAUUUUAAGUAAAUGAGGUCAGUUAGACACUAAAUGUAUGUAUCCACUUUUUAUGUUGGUGGGCAUGUCUCUCUCAUCUGAUUGGCUAAACACACUCAUUUCCAUUUCACCAAUAUGCACUCUUCAAUGUGGAUAUAAGAUUGCUGUAGUUUGGGGAUUGUCCUAAUUCUGCUGUCCUUCCCUUUCCCCACCCUUUCCUGUCUUGUACUGUAAUGUAAUUGUUUUUUGUCAGAUAAAUAAACACUUUCAUUUUCUUUC
Messenger RNA from Ictalurus furcatus (blue catfish), 2128 nucleotides. RefSeq names its product interferon regulatory factor 6 (gene irf6). Gene Ontology annotation, biological process: regulation of transcription by RNA polymerase II; immune system process. Lineage: Eukaryota; Metazoa; Chordata; Actinopteri; Siluriformes; Ictaluridae. The transcript has 8 exons. Gene Ontology annotation, molecular function: RNA polymerase II cis-regulatory region sequence-specific DNA binding; DNA-binding transcription factor activity, RNA polymerase II-specific; protein binding. Gene Ontology annotation, cellular component: nucleus. Bases 215 to 1699 code for a protein of 494 amino acids. The record is from RefSeq and is a predicted model, not a curated record.